GGGAACUGGUGAACUCAAGCAUUCCCUUAUAUUGAUGGAGAAAUGAAACCAAGGUUAUCCAGAUGUUUUCCCAGUUGAAAGUACUGUCAGCUGUGAGAGACCCUCGGAUUGACUGUGAGCUGCUGGCGUGCUCACCAAAAAGAAGACAAAUCUCUGGAGCCAGGGUGAACAGCCAGCCUGCCCCUGAGGGAUACAGCUUGGUGUGAAAGUCCCGGUCCUGCCGUCACUAGUCAACUAAGUAACUAAAUAACAUUUUCUGGCAUAAAAGGAAAAAGGGAUGGGAAAGAAAUUUCUAGAUGCAGAUAGCAGAGCAUGAGGGGAGUGGGUCUGAAGCGAGCCCCAGCAUGAUGCCUGGGGCUCUUCCGGAGUCUCCAUCUGCCCCUCAAAAGACCCCAGCGUUUGAUCUUUUCAACUUGGUUCUGUCCUACAAGAGGCUGGAGAUCUACUUGGAACCUCUGAAGGAUGCAGGAGAUGGUGUUCGAUACUUGCUCAGAUGGCAGACACCGUUGUGUUCCUUGCUGACCUGCCUGAGCCUCAACAUUUUGUUCCUCACCUUGAAUGAGGGUGCCUGGUACUCGGUGGGUGCCUUGAUGAUUUCAGUGCCCGCCCUGCUGGGCUACCUUCAGGAGGUUUGUCGGGCACGGCUGCCGGAGUCUGAGCUGAUACGAAGGAAGUAUCACAGUGUAAGGCAGGAAGACCUGCAGAAAGUUCGCCUUUCCCGCCCUGAGGCCAUGAGUGAGGUGAAGAGCUUCUUGAUUCAGUUGGAGGCCUUUUUGACCCGCUUGUGCUGCACCUGUGAAGCUGCCUACCGUGUGCUGUACUGGGAAAACCCUGUGGUGUCCUCACAGUUCUAUGGAGCGCUUCUGGGCACAGUUUGCAUGCUGUAUCUGCUGCCACUCUGCUGGGUACUGACCCUGUUAAAUAGCACACUCUUUCUGGGGAAUGUGGAGUUCUUUAGAGUGGUGUCUGAGUACAGGGCAUCUCUGCAGCGGCGGAUGAACCCUAAACAGGAAGAGUGUACCUUUGAGAGCCCGCUACUAUUGGAUGCUGGGGGGAAGGGUUCCCUGCUGGACAGCACACCUGCUCCCACGCCCACUGAGGACCUCACCCCAGGCAGUGUGGAGGAGGCAGAGGAGGCUGAGCCAGAUGAAGAAUUCAAAGAUGCCAUUGAGGAGACCCACUUGGUGGUGCUGGAGGACGAUGAAGGCACCCCUUGCCCGGCAGAGGAUGAGCUGGCUCUACAGGACAAUGGAUUCCUGAGCAAAAAUGAGGUGUUGCGCAUCAAGGUGUCACGACUCACAGAACGACUCCGAAAACGUUAUCCUACCAACAACUUUGGGAACUGUACAGGCUGCUCUUCCACUUUCUCAGUGCUGAAGAAGCGGCGGAGCUGCAGUAACUGUGGGAACAGCUUCUGCUCGCGGUGCUGCUCCUUCAAGGUGCCCAAGUCCUCCAUGGGGGCCACAGCCCCUGAAGCGCAAAGAGAGACUGUGUUUGUGUGCGCCUCAUGUAACCAGACAUUGAGCAAGUGAGAAGAAAGGCCAGGCUCCAAUCGGAAGCAGUCCCGGGGCCAACAGUACACCCCUUCUCCCCUGUGACUUGUGCUGGGCACAUCUGGCCUGACCAUUCAGUAGGCUUCCCCUUCCUCCCCCUGUGUGCCACUCUGGUCCGAGCUGAGGGAGAGGUAUCCCAAAGGGCCUGUGUGUUUUGCUCUGCCCUGGGUUAGUGAAGUGAAGUUGGCUGGACAUGGAGCUAGGCCUGGCUCACCUGAGCUGUGAUGAUUGGGACCAAUGUGGCCAGGCCUAGAGUUCCCAGGAGACCGGAGCUUGGGAAAAGUUCUUCCUCAGAGCACCAGCAAGACAGCGUAAGAAAGCUCCAUUGCAGAGUGGACUAAGAAUCUCAGCCUGUGUGUUGCCCUGGUGUCCCUGUCUCCACCUUGGCAGCUGAGGGACCUGCAAGUGCAGGGAAACCUUCCUGUGAUCUGGUGCCACUUCUCCCUUCUCUGUCCUUUGUCCCAUGCGGGGUGAGGUCAGAUAAGCAGAGCAGAGGUCCAGAAGCUCUUGAUCUUUAGGUUCCUGGGAAGCGUAGGAUGUCACUUGGCUGGGUCCUAGACUGCAAGACUUCUUUGGGGUCCCCUUGGUCUCCAUCUUUCUGAUAAUUUCAUAUUUCCUUUGGAUGCUGAGGGUCUAGUGUCUUUCCCAACGCCAUGAGCUGGCUCAGCACCCACCCCUAGCUGCCCUGCCUUUUCAAAAUAUUUAUUUUAUUUAUUUGAUGGUUCCUGGGAACAUAUACAGCACAGGGGACUGGGGUGAAGCAUAUGAGGGUCUUCUGCCUAGGACUCUUUCCUGGGGUCAUAGGCUGCCUGGAACCUCAAGGCGUAAGUGGCUGAGGUGUUUUCACCCCCUAAGCAUGGACUAGAGGCAGUAUGGGGACAAGUGGCCACUCUAGGCCUGCUUUCUUGCCAGGCUAAGCUAUUUGGUGAGGGCUUGGCAACUGGGCCCUGAAGGCACCAGGCUUAGGGGAAUCAGGCAGGCUUCUGGAUCCCCACUUUGCCUUGUUAGGAGAUGAGGGUUAAGUUUUUUAUGCUUAUUUACACUGGGGAGUGAAAGGAUCUCUGUGUAUGGAAAAUUACCAAUAAAAAAUUCCCAGCUCUUA
This is a messenger RNA of Cavia porcellus (domestic guinea pig), 2655 nucleotides long. It is a transcript of the gene Zfyve27, whose product is annotated as zinc finger FYVE-type containing 27. Lineage: Eukaryota; Metazoa; Chordata; Mammalia; Rodentia; Caviidae. Gene Ontology annotation, molecular function: metal ion binding. The record is from RefSeq and is a predicted model, not a curated record. Gene Ontology annotation, cellular component: endoplasmic reticulum tubular network; growth cone membrane. Gene Ontology annotation, biological process: neuron projection development; positive regulation of axon extension; neurotrophin TRK receptor signaling pathway. The transcript is spliced from 14 exons. Bases 297 to 1532 code for a protein of 411 amino acids.